GACAGCAGUGGUUGUGUAUUGCUGCUGAUGAGAGAGAGAGACAGAUAUAACUGAAACAUCAUCCAUCGACUAAAACAACAAGACCGCACGAGCGCACCUUAAAUCUCGGAUUUCAGAUUAGCGGAUACAACCGCCGCCGAAGGAUUACUAUAAAAGGGAACCGCGCUUUAUUUGUGGGAUUAUCGGUGGUCUCGAUGUGAUUUUAUCCCGCUAACAGCUAAUAACAAGCGCAGGUGGAUGACUCGCGCGACUCGACCUGGAUAUUCAUCUGUGAUGUUUUAAAAUGAUAAACAGACGAAUGAAACAUCCCUAAUUGAACCGAAUUAACGGAUUAAACACACCAACGGAAGUCACCUGAGUCAUACCAAGAGUCGUCUUUUAAACAGAAAGUCAAAAGUGAGGGGGUCUAAAGGGCCAGCUAACCAGCUAGUGGGUUUUAACUCAUCUGUCGAGGAUUAUAAUCGGUCAUCUAAAGGUUUUAUUUCUGUAAUCUGAUAACUCAAAGACGGCUUAUAAAAACAUGGUCUGCUGGGAAACAUUUCGCAUGCAGAUAUGUUAAGCUUUAUUCUCUCAAAAGUGAAAAUACUCAACACAGUGCCUCUUAAUAAGUUUUAACUGUGCCAGGUAAUCUUAUAAGAAGGCUUUAAUACUUCUGUAGUUAUUCCAGGAAAGUGUCAAGUCUGUUAAUAGUACAUCAUUAAUGUCACAUUGAUUUGCCUAUGAGGAAGGCACUGUUGUUUAACACUGGUAUGAUUAGGCCGCAAAGGGAAAUUCAAAGCAAAAAUUCAAAAUAAAAUAAAAAAACUCUUGUGUAAUAUUAACAUUGAGAUAGCUCUGUAUUUUAUGUAAUUUAAUGUGUUCGCAUAUUUGUUUACAGAUUCUAAGAUUGUAUUUUUAAGGAAGAAUUUCUUGUUUACUCUUUAAUAGUCAAUAGUGACAUUUUGUGAUGUGGAUCAACAUGCUCAGUGACGUGAAAUAUAUGGAUUUCAUGUGACUGUUUGAAAGAUCUUUGCAUAUGGGUAAAAAUAUCUCAUCAGGUAAUGUGGAGCCAUGCUAUGGCAGUGAAACUUUAUCCCAAUUUCCAUAAAAAGUAGCUGUUGAUUAUUUACAGGCAAAGUGGACUUUUACGCAUGGGUAUCAACAAGGAUAAUGCUUUCGGUGCGUAUGCUGGAAGAGGUCACCAAUUGCUUUUAAAUUCUGAACAUUACUACCUAGUGGGAUCAUCAUAAAGUACUGGAAUAUUUACAUUUUUCGGAGGAGAGAACGCCACUUCUCAAUGGAGCAAGUUCUCUCCAGCCCUCAAGGGUGUUCCGAGUGGGAGGUGAGUGGGAAGGGUGAGUGGGAAUCUGACCAGAAUCCCCUUGGAUUUCUCCUUAUGGAUAAAGAAAGCAGUUCUGUUUGUGAUUCUACAGAGAAUAUUGACAGACAUCAAACGCCUCUGAGCUUUGAUCAUAUUUUUCAGGAGAAUGCAAUAAACUUAGAUGACUUAUUUUGGGCCUCUCAGUUUUCCGGACAGACCUAUCCAUGGCAAAAUGGUCUGGAAUGUGUCUGUCCUGAAUGGGAGACUCAGUCAUCUCAUCCCCAAGACCUCAAAGGUGAUGGUUGUCCUGGAAGUUCAGAUGAUGUUGCUGGAGAUCUCAUCAGUUUUCAUUCCACAUCUACUAGUCCUACAUUCUCAAAAAGACCUGUGCAGACUCCAAACAGCCUUUAUGACUCACCUGAGCAGGUUUUCAUGGAACCCACAGAGGAUACUGCCACCAUUAACCCUUUAGAAAUACAUACAAAUGGAACCGGCAUUGCUGACCUUGGCUUUCAGACUGAGAAAACACUAUUACAAGAAAUCCACCUUGUGCUUGAAGACGCACUUUUAACAAACUGUGAAUUCAGCCAUAAUUCCCAAGCAGAACGGAUAUUUCUGAAUGAGAACAUUCAGAGCCCACUUCCACAUGGGACUAAUUUGACUCUGGAAUCUAAAAGUUUGUUGUCUGUCUCUCCAGUAGAGGUGUCAUGUACCAAUACACAUUCAAAUCCCAAGUCUUCAAUUACAUGUCAGACACCUCCACCUUCAUGUAAACACAGCUACCUCUCAUCCCCGGCACUGCUUCAUGAGUCCACCCCUCUGGUGACAUCUGCUGAAUCACUUGCUCCGCCAUAUUAUGAUGUCAGUGCAAUCUUUCCAACGGAUGAGGUAGAGAUUUUGUUACCCGAGCUGCUUGCUGGAGGUUCGUACAGCUAUGAACAAGAGAGUAGUAAGCCCUUGAGUUGUAACAAGACUCUUGACAAUGAUCCUCAGAGCCAGGAGAUAACAGAUGCCAACAUAGGUACUCAUCAAGAAUCAAAACCACCAUCAUCUAGAUUAGAGACUGUCUGUGAGAGACCUUUAGAAGAGUCUUACAUAUCACCUGAACCUUGUGAGGAAAUUUUACCUAAUUUAUCUACAGAGUACACUUCUGACAUAAUGUUGGAAACAGUAGGUAAAGAGGAAAUGGAGGAGGCCAUGCACAAGGCUGACAGGAGUCUGUCUGAAGCUAAAACGGAACAUAAUCCAAACGCCCUUAUACGUUUGCAAGGUGAAGAUCCUUUAACAGAAAGCCCGCCUGAGAGCAAGGGACCAAUGGAGUCCAAAUCAGCCUUAUCGGUCAGCAUGCCUGAACAUUAUGCUUUUCUUGAGCUCUCACCUGAGUUUAAAACCUUGCCAUUGGUCCACUGUCAGGCUACGCCCAAAACUUAUGUUGAAGCCUUAUCUGAGUUGCCCCAUGACAAAAAUGGAGACCUUUUUCCUGACAUCAUGUUUGACAUUUUGACAAUAGACAGUGACUCUUGCGAAGCUGUACCAUCUUCAGACUCUUUAUCUGUUGAAACUGACAAUGCACAGCCAACAACAGAACAGGACCAACAGUGUGAUCCAAACUCACCUGACCUCAUAUCGGACACACUCAAAAAUGAAUUUCAGAAUAAAAUAAUACCUCCAGAAAGCAAUAACCCAGACGGAGGCCUUGAGGCUAAAGAGAUACAGUGUGCAGACAAUGCAACUACAACAGAUAACAUUGAGGAGCCACACACACGUUCACAUUUCCAAAAUCAGGAGGUAACCAAUUUCAAGAGUGAAUCAGGCAACUUACAAAUAAACAUUCAAAUUCCACUUUGCACUGAUGCUUUAAACUUAGAUAGCGGUAUACCUGACAACAAUCAAGAUUCAAAUACAAGGAGUGAAGCAUGUCAGAACCAAAUCACCACUACUCAAAAUACAGAGAGCAUGCUUGUGGAAAAUCUUAGCCAACUGAAUGACAGCUUGAUUGUGAAAUCAAGUGCACUUGUAAAAGAUACAACUGAAGAAAAUGUAACACCUCGCCAUGACAGUCACAAUACACCGUUGAAUGUAGUGAAGAAACUUCACAGUGUGACUUUACAGGAAGAGGAGAGAUCAGAUUGCAGAAUGUCAAGUCAGAAUCAAGUCAUUCUUGAUUGUGCAAGUAAUCCUGAUUCUGGAGAGUCUACUCCCUUUACCUGCACAGGUGAUCAACUGACCAUGACUGAUGAACUUGUAGGGUGGGAUCAAGGAGAGACCAAAGAGACUCCUAGCCAAUUGAGUGAGGCUAUGGUAGAGAGAGUCCCGCCUACACAUCAGGAGGAUAUCACACAACAGGUGACGCUAUCACAGAUAGAUCUGCCACAGGAGCAACAAGUGAGCUCAGUGGCCCCCAGCUCUCCUCCCUCACAUAGAAAUGUCUUGUACUGUGGAACCAGUCUGGAUGGGGAGGCCUACCUAACCUUGAUGGAGAAUAAUCCUGAUACUUCCAACAUUCCCAAACAUGCAGAAAUGACUCUGGAUCUUUGCAAGGCCUCUGAUGCUCUGCCGAACAAGUCACUCUAUGAUCAGAGAGUCCCUGUGGAUUUGAUAAAUGUGCCUAUAGUUUCUUCGACAGCCCAUAGAGAUGAGGAACUGUCAGCUCUCCGAGCAGUAUUCCAGGCUUUGGAUCAGGACGGAGAUGGAUUUGUCCAUAUAGAGGAAUUUAUAGACUUUGCAAGAGCGUAUGGAGCGGAACAGGUAAAGGAUCUGACGCGUUUCUUGGAUCCCAGCGGUCUGGGUGUGAUCAGUUUUGAGGAUUUCCACAGAGGCAUCAGUGCAAUUAGCAGUGAAGGUUCUGAUCCAGAUAUUUAUAAGACUCAGCUCAGUGCAGUGGAAGCCAGUGGACCUCCAGAGGAGUAUGAUGAGCAGGCGGAGGUCUCUGACAGUGCCUAUCUCGGGUCGGAGAGUGCUUACAGCGAGUGUGAAACAUUCACGGAUGAGGACACAACGGCUCUCGUUCAUCCAGAACUCCACGAGGACGUGGAGACAGACAGCGGCAUUGAAAACACACUCACGGAUGGAGACGACCGCAGCAGGUUCACCCUGGGCUCUGAUUUGAAUGGCCACACCCUAGUGGCCGUGAUUGGAGGAGAGGAGGAGCACUUUGAGGAUUUUGGAGAGAGUAACAACACGUCAGACCUGCCACUGGCCAAUGAGGAGGAGGAGAGGAUGGCUCCAGAGGGGGAGGGUGAUGCAGAGCCACACCCUGACAGUCCAUUGCCCCGCCCACUGAUGCUGCUGUCCCCUAGCCCCAGCUCUUUUCCUGCUAGUUUUCAGAGUUUCCUUCAGUCUGAGUCGCUGGAGUUUUUCUGCACUCACUGUCACAAGCAGAUCAGUCGUCUGGAGGAUCUGUCCACUCGACUGCAGUUACUAGAGAUGAAUAGUUCCAGUAAGAGGCUGUCCAGCAAGAAAGCAGCGAGACAUUUGCAGCAGUCCAGCACUCUGGAGGUCAUGGGAGGUCUGACUCAAGAUAUUUUGGAUCUUGCGGAUCGGGACAUCACUGACAAGGUGUUACUGUUGGAGAAACGUGUGUGUGAGCUAGAGAAUGAUUCAUUGGAGAGCGAAGAGCAGCAUGCGCGUUUGCGACAGGAGAAUCUCACGCUCGUACAUCGUGCAAACGCUCUGGAGGAACAACUGAAGGAGCAGGAGUUGCGUGCAGAGGAGAACUUACUCGUACACACUCGUAAACACAGAGACGCUCUGAACAAACUUCAGCGAGAUAGAGAUGUGGAGAUCGAAAACCUUCAGGCCAGGUUGCAACAGUUGGAUGAGGAGAACAGUGAGCUGAGGUCAUGUGUUCCCUGCCUGAGAGCCAACAUUGAGAGACUGGAGGAGGAAAAGAGGAAACUCCAGGAUGAAGUGGAGGAUGUCACCGAUCGAUUAAAUGAAGAAAUCGAGUCCCGCUGUAAAAUGUCAGAUAAACUAAGCCAUGAGCGUCAUACCAACCAGAAAGAGAAGGAGUGUACUCAGGGGUUGAUCGAGGACUUGAGAAAGCAGCUGGAACACCUGCAGUUGUUUAAGUUGGAGACAGAAGCAAGAAGAGGCAGAUCGUCCAGCUCGGGUCUCCAGGAGUACAACACACACAUGAGAGAGAAUGAACUCGAGCAGGAAAUACGUCGACUCAAACAGGUAAACACAAACUCAGACUCAAACAGGUAAACACAGAAAGACUCAAACAGGUAAAAACAGACAGACUCAUACAGAUAAACUUGGACUCAAACAGGUAAAAACAUACAGACUCAUACAUGUAAACUCAGACUCAAACAAGUAAACACAGACAGAAUCAAACAAGUAAACACAGACAGACUCAAACAAGUAAACACAGACAGACUCAAACAAGUAAACACAGACAGACUGAAGCAGGUAAACACAGACAGACUCAAGCAGGUAAACACAGACUCAAGCAGGUAAACACAGACAGAAUCAAACAGAUAAACACAGACAGACUCAAACAGGUAAACACAGACUCAAGCAGGUAAACACAGACAGAAUCAAACAGAUAAACACAGACAGACUCAAACAGGUAAACACAGACUCAAGCAGGUAAACACAGACUCAAGCAGGUAAACACAGACAGAAUCAAACAGAUAAACACAGACAGACUCAAACAGGUAAACACAGACUCAAACAGGUAAACACGGACUCAAACAGGUAAACACGGACUCAAACAGGUAAACACAGACUCAAAGAGGUAAACUCAGAAUCAAACAGGUAAACACAGACUCAAACAGGUAAACACAGACUCAAACAGGUAAACACGGACUCAAAGAGGUAAACACGGACUCAAAGAGGUAAACACAGACUCAAAGAGGUAAACUCAGAAUCAAACAGGUAAACACAGACUCAAACAGGUAAACACAGACUCAAACAGGUAAACACGGACUCAAACAGGUAAACACGGACUCAAACAGGUAAACACAGACUCAAAGAGGUAAACUCAGAAUCAAACAGGUAAACACAGACUCAAACAGGUAAACACAGACUCAAACAGGUAAACACGGACUCAAACAGGUAAACACGGACUCAAACAGGUAAACACAGACUCAAAGAGGUAAACUCAGAAUCAAACAGGUAAACACAGACUCAAACAGGUAAACACAGACUCAAACAGGUAAACACGGACUCAAACAGGUAAACACGGACUCAAACAGGUAAACACAGACUCAAAGAGGUAAACACAGACUCAAAGAGGUAAACUCAGAAUCAAACAGGUAAACACAGACGCAAAGAGGUAAAUGUUCAAAUUCUACAUAGUUUCAUAGUAAUCUAUUGAUCUUAAAAGCAGAGAUGUAAACCACACUGAAUUUGUUGUGAGAAGUAAAUCGUGCUGACUCUCUCCAAGUUUCACACAUUGGCUGUUUGUGGCAAACAUCACUCAUGUGCAUGCGCUUCUGGGUUAAGCAUGAAUUCAGGAUUACACAGAGAACGUUUAUAGCGAGCGUCUUGAGAUUGCUGAAACCAAUCUAAACGGUCCUUUGUUUAGUAGCCUAUACUGUAUAUAAUGUGCAGCAUUAAUGAAACUAUGGACUAAAAACAUGUUGACACCUUUUCACAUUACACAGCACAAGAUGAUGUUUAUCAAAGUUACCUUCCUCAGAUGCCUGCUAUGGCAGUUUCAUGGUACAGUGAUGGUACAAUAUGGUAAAACCUUGUAUUCUUAUAAUAUAUCAUGGCAUUUAUAUGGUAGGCUACUCCAAGGAACUUGUCCAAUAAACAUGGGAUUGGCUUGGGAAUUCUUUGGUACUUUUUAGUGCUUUCAUGUAUUGUUAGUAUUUUGAAACACUUUUAUUUAGAAAAUGUCUUUAGUAGAUCACAGGCUGGACAUGCAGUCGUACAUAACCUUCAUCUCUGGCAAACGAUUGAAUACAGUUGCAGGUUUUGUUUCAGUGAAUUGUAAGUAAAUAUCCACUUCAUUCAGCACUGCUUUAGUUCUCUGUCUUCUAAAGCAUCCCGUUACUGUUUUACUGCAUGACAAAGUGCUUCAAACGAUUCAGCCUGCACUUAGACAAAUUCAUUGAGAAGAACCGACUCGCGCAUCGGACAUUGCUCCGAUUCACGAGCCCCACUCGUAAGUCCAUGGCCGUGUUCACAAUGGCAUACUAUCCAUACUAUCACUGUUUUUGCCAAACACAGAUAUAACAGAAACAGUAAGAGUAGCGUGGUAGUACACGGUCUAUAUGUGCUGUGGAGGGCGCCACAACACGUUAUCGGAACACACAGGGCGCAUUUUGUUCUACAUAGUUUGGACACAUGCUGAAAUUGGCUUGGUAGAUUGGUGCCCCCAAUGCGAUGGCACCCUAGUCGGUCGCCUAUGUCACCUAAUAGGUUGACCGGACCUGUCUAAAUGGUUUUGUCAACCUGAGUUUGUUCAACUAGCUUUGUGCAACAGGCCUCAGGUAAACAAACUCAGACUCAAACAAGUUUAUGCAGACUCGAACUAUUAAACACAGAGUAAAAAACAGGUAAACACAGAUAUACGCAGAUUUAAAAACAGGUUAACUCUGAUUAAAACAGAUAAACACAAACAAAAUGGGUAAACACACUGAAACAGGUAAACUAAGUUUCCUUCACUCUCUUUGUGUUCAGGACAAUCGCAAUCUGAAGGAACAGAAUGAUGAAUUGAACGGUCAGAUUAUUAAUCUGAGUAUUCAGGGAGCAAAGAGUCUCUUUACCGAGUCCCUCUCCGAGUCCCUCGCUGCCGAGAUCAACAACGUCUCCCGUGCCGAGUUGAUGGAGGCGGUCCAUAAACAGGAGGAGAUCAACUUCCGUCUGCAGGAUUAUAUCGACCGCAUCAUCGUCGCAAUCAUGGAAUCCAACCCCUCCAUCCUGGAGGUCAAAUAAUCGCCGUGAUGAUGACUUCUAUCAUGACCCUACCGUAUUUUCGUCUUCAUUGUCUGGUAAAAAUAUCUAAACGUCCUUAAAACAAGAUCAAUUAACCUGAAAAGCAAAAUUGCAAUAGAUGUUAAGCCUUGUUUUCAUGGGUAACCAUUUUCCAUAUGGGUUAGCAAAAUAAACAAUUUAAAAUAUAUUCUCUGAAAACAAGCCUUAUUAUCUCACACAAGUAAAUGUGUCUUUUUUUAAAGGAUGUUUGAAUAUUUUUACUGCAAGACAUGACAAAAAUAGAUUGGUUCCUGUGACUUCCCUGUCGGGAUUGAGGGACCUAUUCCCCGUUUGUGUGUGCAAAAUAGCGUAUGUGUGUUUACGAGGAAGCAGAUAUUCGUGGAUUGAAUUUCAGUCUGCACAAUCUUUUAAUUCGUGCAACAAAAAAACAUGCAUACGCAGGCUUGUGCAGUGUUAAAGGUGUUUUUAAAUUAAAUACCAAUGUAAUUCUGGGUAAAACAGUCACACUAUUAGCCCAUGUGAGGGACAUUUGCUGACCUGAGGGAUAAACGUGUGCAUUUGUUUGCAUUUUGACUGUUGUUAUGAUUUAGCUCUUAAAAUGAGUUUGAUGCCUACAGAUUUGUUUUGCUGAAAUCAGCAGCUUAUUUGUUAGUUAAAAUGUAAGUUAUGUAGUUCUCGUUUUUUUUUUUUACGUUUUUUUUUUUCUACUUUAAAUUCUUAUUUAUUAGGAUGAUGCAGAAUGCAACGGAUCACAGGAGACCAAGAUCCACAAAUGUAAGUGAGGUUAAGGUUUUUUUGAAAUGGUACAUUGUGGGUAAACUUGUCGGCCCUGUGCAAUUUCUUUCUGAGUUGCAUAGCUGGAUAUCCAUCUGCCUCCUCAGUCUGGGAUUAUUUCAUAAAGAUUUCCUGUACAGAAAGACUCCUUGAAACCCUUUGAAAUGAGAUGUAUUUCCUUUGAAACAUUCACUGGAGCAAAAUAUGAAUUGCACUCCGAUAUUUUAUUAAGAGAAACUACUAUUUACGAUUUACGAAAUGUGAAGCUGUUUUCAAGGGGAGAUGAAAAAGAAGAACGUUUUUGCUGUGGAGAAGAGGACACUUUUUAUUCUGCAGCGUCAGGCACUGAAUGGAACUCAAAACUCUUGACAGACAAGAAAACAUUUAACACACGGGAGAAAUGAGACUUUUUAAUAGGCCAGUUGCUUCGUUCUUGCUUUUCAACACUCUUGUAUCAUUCCUUCACUCUCUCUGUUGAACUUGGAUGUACGUAAUUAUCUAUACAAUUUCAUCUUUCUUUCCUUGGUUUUGAAUUGCUUCACAUAUUUUAUGGACAAAAGGAAAUUGUUUCAUUUCGUCUUCCACAAGAGAAUUUUCUCUCCCUCUGUUCCUGUGCUCCAUUAUGGAUGGACAUUUCUCUCAUCUGGGACAGGCAUGUUUGAUUUCCAUGGAUUUUUAUGGGAGGAAAUGCCAGUGAUACUUCCAGGAUUGUUGCGAUUACUUUGGAGAGUUAAUGUUUUUUUUUACGUGAAGAAAAAUGUAAUGCUGUCCUCAGAUGAGACUUAAUCAUUACUCUUUCCUCUUUUUAAUUUGUGCAAAGGCAGCAGUAUAUUUCUUUCUGCGUUUCAUGCACGGUGCACAUUUUGUUUUUUCCGUUUCCUUUAUUCAGACAAAAAUAUUUCAGUUUUGUUGCGUCGGAUCAGUUCACAUGAGGGAUGUUUUGUAAAAGAGGACGGUGGAAUACAUUUAAGAACCAUUCUGCUGUCUUCAAUGUUAACAUUGUUGACCAAAGAAGGAUCUGACCUUCUGGUCCACUGCUGUUAUUGUCUGUACGGCUGUUUUCAAGCUACUGUAACUAUACUGAUGGACACAUUGAAGUACGGGGACAUUUCUGCCUCUUUGAACUUUGGGCUUGUUUGUGUCUUCGGCUGUCUCACGUAUUAAUUUCCUUAUAGAGACAAUAAGGGAAGAACUGAAUUGACUGCUAUUGAUCUGUCUGAUGUUCAACAACUCCUGUUUGAAAAUGUGUAUAUGGUUUAAAAAAACAAAAUAUUUCAUGUUAACACACUUCAAAGAAAAGAGUUCAGCUUGCCACUUAGACUUUAAAAGACUAAUAAUAGCUAUAAAUAAAUGUUAAUAAAAACAGUUGUAAUGAAGGAUAAAAUUGUAAAAAAAUGAUGUUUACUCUUAAUUGUUAAGGUAACUGUAUAAAUGAAAAAUAUCAGUAUUGUCUUCUGUUGAAUGUUUUGCUUUAUUUUGAAGAUGCCCCCUGAGAUGUAUCUUUUACUGUUUGGGGUCUUAUAGAUUUUCAAAUAAUUGUAUGAAGGUUAGAAGAAAAGUGAAAAUAAAAUUAAGUCACCAAUAAAUUAAAUGCAAAUACC
Myxocyprinus asiaticus (Chinese sucker) is the source of this 10566-nucleotide messenger RNA. RefSeq names its product rab11 family-interacting protein 3-like. Lineage: Eukaryota; Metazoa; Chordata; Actinopteri; Cypriniformes; Catostomidae. Gene Ontology annotation, biological process: endocytic recycling; regulation of cytokinesis. The transcript is spliced from 15 exons. Gene Ontology annotation, molecular function: calcium ion binding. The record is from RefSeq and is a predicted model, not a curated record. Bases 1277 to 5509 code for a protein of 1410 amino acids. Gene Ontology annotation, cellular component: midbody; endocytic vesicle; recycling endosome membrane.